Molecule: messenger RNA, 216 nt
Organism: Prorocentrum cordatum
Lineage: Eukaryota; Dinophyceae; Prorocentrales; Prorocentraceae
Source: the annotation of a GenBank genome assembly
GUCAUGAGACAGAACGAGCGGAGAGGGAACGAGCUCAAGGUGGAUCACCUCAGCCUGCUUCUGUUUGCCGACAACUGUUUUAUCUCUGCUACCUCGGUGGCCAUGUUGAUUCAGAUGAUGACGGCAUGUCACGACAUCAUCAGUAAGUACGCGGUAGUGGUCCGGCACGACGAGUGCUAUUGGAUCACCGCGGCGUCUGCCACCAGCCAGAUGAAA